This is a messenger RNA of Ceratotherium simum simum (southern white rhinoceros), 1195 nucleotides long. The record is from RefSeq and is a predicted model, not a curated record. NCBI's taxonomy places the organism in Eukaryota, Metazoa, Chordata, Mammalia, Perissodactyla, Rhinocerotidae.
GCAGCAGGCCUAGAGAAAGGGAGGCUGCAGGGGUCUGACUGAUGGUGAACCCUUCCCUCCUCCCAGGGAUAUGAGGCGCCUGUCCUAAGCUCCAGAGAGCUGCCUUCCACGGAGCCCAGCAGAGGAGCAGACGAACAUGAAGUCUAAUCCUGCCAUCCAGGCUGCCAUUGACCUCACGGCAGGGGCCGCAGGUAAUCCCAGAGAAGACCCCUCCCCUCCUCCCAGUACCUUCUACAGCAAACCUGGCAAACUGGGACCCUCGUGGACUAUUGCCCGUCAGCAGGUUGACAGAGAGUCCCUGAGGGAGGCAAGCGUGGACCUGCAGGCUGGCCGGGAGACGGCGGAAACCAUUGAAGCUUUGGUUUUGACAAACGAGCCAAACUUUCCCCCUUAUUCUUGGACUCGCAUUGGAUUCCAGUUUCACAACCCUGCUGGUGAUUGUGGCUGGUGGUAUAAACCCACAGGAGAUGAGGUCUUCCGCAUGGUGAGUGCUGCCCGAAUGGGUAACCGGGCAGGUCAUUGGUCUCCUGUGCUGUGUCCUUUCAGUGAUCUGCAGAACGCAGCCGCUGGGUCCUUCGCCUCCGCAUUCGCUGCCCUGGUGCUCUGCCCCACUGAGCUGGUGAAGUGCCGGCUACAGGCCAUGUAUGAAAUGGAGACAUCGGGAAAGAUAGCCAAAAGCCAGAAUACAGUGUGGUCUGUCAUGAAGAGCAUCCUUAGAAAGGAUGGCCCCUUGGGCUUCUACCAUGGACUCUCGAGCACUUUACUUCGAGAAGUACCCGGCUAUUUCUUCUUCUUCGGCGGCUAUGAACUGAGCCGAUCGUUUUUUGCAUCCGGGAGAUCAAAAGAUGACCUAGGCCCUGUCUCUUUGAUGGUAAGUGGCGGCAUUGGUGGAAUCUGCCUCUGGCUUGCUGUAUACCCAGUGGAUUGUGUAAAAUCCAGAAUUCAAGUUCUUUCCAUGUCUGGGAAACAGGCAGGAUUUCUCAGAACCUUUAUAAGUGUUGUGAGAAGUGAAGGUGAGUCUGGUCAUUGCAGAAACAGAGGAGGUGUGUAUGGAGUGACUGGUCAUUUCGCUGCUGGUCUUGUUGAGGUGGAUCAGGUGGUCUCCUGAUUGCUCUCCUCCCCCGCCUCAUAUCCCUUUUCUGGUACUGUAUAUUAAUCUACCUUUGUGGAUGCCUGUUUCCAAACCCCUUUCUUG